AUGCCGAAUCUCGACGCAAAGAUACACGAGACAAUAGGUAAUAGGGACACCUUCACUCUUUUCCCCAAGCUUCCCCCGCAGCUUCGACGGUACGUAUGGAUCCAGGCAUUGCCGAGCGACUUAAAGACAGCACCGGCCUUUCUGUUUCCGUAUAAGAAGGGCUGCUGGCACCAUGAGCGUGUUAUAAAAUCUGAUGACAACGACAAUGAUGAUCAUCCCCGCUCAGUCCGCACGUAUGAGUUCCGCACUGAACUUCUCGAUACGGCCCAGUUCAAGACCAAUAUCGCAUUGGUCAACCGUGAGUCCCGAGAGGUUGCGAAGACUUGGAUUCGACAACAAAGGGUUCUGCAAGCGGCAACAUGGGAUACAACACCCUCAGCGAUCUUCCAUGCUUUUGACCCCAACCGCGAUGCCCUGUUCGUACCUUUGAUUCAGUGGGACGAGCUUCUCGAGGAGUUGUACGAAGGAUUUGUCAAUACACUGAGGGGCUGGGGGCACCUUGCUCAGAUUGCCACCUCAAAGGUGAAGUACUUGGCUGUGACAGAUGACUUGCUACUUUGUGAGUUUGAUACCGUCCGUUGGCUGCGGGAUAUCCUUGUCGCUUUCCCCAAGGUAGAAGCUUUGCUGGUUGUUGCCGGCCCCAUCGACUACAGUGGCGAAACAAAGCCGCCAAGAUACUAUAACUUCAGCCAAGCAUCAGAACUGUGUAAGUACAAAUGGAACAACGGACGUUGGGGGCUGGACCGUGGGAGUGGACAUUAUCUCGACGGCGAGAUACAAGAUGGAUCCAUUGAGCCUUUGCUUGAACACAUCAAGCAUGCUUUUGACCUAUUCCCCCGCGUCGAACCGUUCAUUGAGGUUUGGAGUGUCGUUGCUGAGAAUAUCCUCUAA
Molecule: messenger RNA, 891 nt
Organism: Clonostachys byssicola
Lineage: Eukaryota; Fungi; Ascomycota; Sordariomycetes; Hypocreales; Bionectriaceae
Source: the annotation of a GenBank genome assembly